This is a messenger RNA of Echinostoma caproni, 438 nucleotides long. The record is from the annotation of a GenBank genome assembly. Lineage: Eukaryota; Metazoa; Platyhelminthes; Trematoda; Plagiorchiida; Echinostomatidae.
AUGUCGUUUAACGAUUACAUUGAUCUCCUGCCUGUGCUAAAUCCAUCGAUUGUACUGGAUGAAAGCAGCAAGUCGAAACUUUUGCGUCAUUUCCUCAGAGACGAAGGACAACGAAAGUUUGACGAUCUCAAUUUGCAAACGUGCUCUGCUGUCCAGUUUGCUUUAAAUACUUUGGACCGAACCGUAGGACCUCAACUGAAUGUGUUCACUGCCAGGCUUCGAUUCUCUCGCGUUAUUCAAGAAAAUGGAGAACUAUUGAAGCAGUUUGUUUCUCGAUUAAACCGAGCAGUCCGAUUUUGUGAGUACUCUAAGUUGCCUCAGAAGAAACUCGAAGGAUCUAUGUUUAUUCACAAAUUCAUUUCGGGAAUCAAAGACGAUCGAUUCCGAGAAUCACUCUUUAUAGAGGACGCAGAUAGAAUGACAUGGGAGAAGGCCUAA